This is a messenger RNA of Serpula lacrymans var. lacrymans S7.9, 2621 nucleotides long. RefSeq lists its product as uncharacterized. The transcript has 13 exons. Lineage: Eukaryota; Fungi; Basidiomycota; Agaricomycetes; Boletales; Serpulaceae. Bases 1 to 2562 code for a protein of 853 amino acids. Gene Ontology annotation, molecular function: zinc ion transmembrane transporter activity. Gene Ontology annotation, biological process: intracellular zinc ion homeostasis; transmembrane transport; zinc ion transport. The record is from RefSeq and is a predicted model, not a curated record. Gene Ontology annotation, cellular component: membrane; Golgi apparatus.
AUGGCCGUGCCAGAUGCCCGGACUCGAAACAAGAUACGUUUGAGUCCAACGAAAGUGUCUGUACCAGGCCAGCUUUUGCAAAACGUACUCGUCUCCAACGUGCUCUAUGUCUCAGCUCUUUAUGUUGCAAAGGAAUAUUUGCUAUCAUUCGAUGUCGGUAUUUUCUGGGUCGUCAUGAGAGUGCUGGCUUGUGGAGGGCUCGGUGUGAUAAUAUGGGAAGGGUUGACUGGAACGUUAAUGAAGAAAAAUAACUGGUCUGCUCUUGGCUUCUCUUCGGUAUUGGUGCUAGUGCAACAAGGCAUGCUUUACACAGCAUUAAACAACAUUUCAUCCACUCGUGUGAUCAUGUUCACUCACUUUUCUACAAUCUGGGUGAAGCCCGCGUUGGAGCCCACUUCACUAUGGAAGAGCCUUGCUAUAGGACUAGCCUUCGUGAUAUCUAUGGUGUCGGAUGUUGUGUCAUCGGACCGUACUACAUCUGCUGUGCUCAUGAGCUAUGGUGCCCUCGUGAUAUAUGGACUAGCCUCUAUUGCUCUUGAACACGUUUAUGGAGUUCUAUCGCCUAGCGUUGGGUCCCCAUUUGUCACUGCUACGAGCACUCUCGGAGCUGCCUUGCUUGGCCUCCCACUAUAUGCGUUCCGGAAGGCUAUGUUGGGCUACCCACCUUCGCCUAUUGUCCCACUCUCUCAUUUGGCAACCCUCCCCCUCUUAACAUAUGUGAUGCUGUUUUUGACUUCGUCUACCACUGAACCGCAUCUCAGUUCACCACAAUCUUCCCAGUAUUUUAUGUUAUCAUUUCCGUCCGCCUUUAUCACUGCCUCUAUCAUUGGAUCUGCUUUCUUCUCUCACUACCCGAGCUUAACUGACUUCUUGAUUGCUUCAAUGCUUUAUUACGGUAUGCACACCGGAAAUAGUUACACAUUAUCAGCUCCACCAGGAACAGCAAGUUCACGUUUGAUGCGGACAUACCUGAAAACGAUAUUGGCCAAUCCCGAAUCCAGAAAAAUAUUCUACUUCUUGAUGUUGAACAUGUGUUACAUGCUCAUUCAAAUGCUUUACGGGGUAUGGACCAAUAGCUUAGGCCUGAUUUCAGAUGCGAUACAUAUGGCAUUUGAUUGUAUGGCCAUUGGUGUAGGUUUGUUCGCAUCUAUCAUGGCAACGUGGCCCUCGAAUGAACGAUUUACAUAUGGGUACGGGCGGAUAGAAACUCUGUCAGGGUUCGCAAAUGGUAUUUUCCUUAUCCUUAUUUCUGUCUUCAUUGUAUUUGAGGCCAUUCAACGGAUCCUUGACCCCCCUGAAAUGAACACUAGCCAAUUGUUGUUGGUCAGUUCCUUAGGAUUGGGCAUCAAUCUAUUUGGGAUGUUUGCCAUGGGUGGUCAUCACCAUCACCACCACGGCCAUCAUGACCACCAUGACCAUGGCGACCACGACCAUUCACACCCAACCAGAAGCAUCGAUGAACAUCAUGCUGAACACCAACAUGGAGUCAAUGACAUUUCUGAGACGACUACACAUUCACAUUCUUCUGGGCAUUCUCAUGUCACAACUCAGUCGCACUUACACUCACCCGUGCUGUCAAACCGGCGUUCUACAGCUUCCUCUGUUUCUUCUUCUCGUGCCCCUUCUCCAAAGCCUCAUCUAUCUGGGUCUCCGGAACACGAAAAAAAGCUGUCGAGAGCCCCUUCACGCUCUCAAGAAGAUUCAGAGGGUAGCCAAGGCACGGGCUAUCACGAAACAGUAGGAUCCCAAGAGCGAGUGCAUCACAUGCACGACUCUCCAGAAGUAACAGAGCGGGGAAAGCCAUUAGCUGAUGCAGUCUCUCAUCACCACGAGAAUGAUAAUUGCUGCACAAAAGAACACGACCAUGGACACCAUCCUUCUGGUCCCACGCAGAUGGCUCACCAUGAUCACUCAGACCACCACUCAAAUCAUGAGCAUCAUGAUCACCCCCAUACUCAUCAUACACAUGAUCAUUCUCACCACAAUCACUCCCACCACGACCACUCGCACGACGAUCACUCACACGACGAUCAUUCUCAUCAAGACCAUUCUCACCAUGACCAUGACCAUGGACACUCGCAUCAUGGGCAUAGUCACAACAUGCGAGGCGUUUUCUUACAUGUCAUGGCUGAUACCCUUGGUUCAGUAGGAGUUAUUGUUUCGACACUGUUGAUACAGUUUUAUGGAUGGACAGGCUUCGAUCCUAUCGCUUCUCUGUUCAUCGCUGUUUUGAUCGCUGCCAGUGUUAUACCCCUUGUCAUCGACACUGGUAAGGUCCUUUGCUUGGACGUAGGGGACCGUGAAACUAGCAUUCAAGCCGCUUUAUCGGAACUCAACUUUGUGGAGGGAGUGCAUUCCUAUACAUAUCCCCGAUUUUGGCCCAAGGAUCCGUCAAGCCUGAUAGGCUCCAUUCACAUCCAACUAACGCCAUCUGCUCCACACGACCCAACUGGUACACAGAAUUCUCGUGUUCGUGUAGACCGCAUAGUGGAACGGGUAAAGAAAACUCUACGUCACAAGAUAGGUGGCCUGGAGGAGCUGACAAUACAAGUCGAUGGAUGAAGCACAUCUCGUCUCGUUACAAUUGUUUAAUUGCAUAGUAAUAUAUAAUCAUUCGAAAU